Molecule: messenger RNA, 767 nt
Organism: Tyto alba (common barn owl)
Lineage: Eukaryota; Metazoa; Chordata; Aves; Strigiformes; Tytonidae
Product: cytochrome c oxidase assembly factor 6 homolog
Exons: 2
Coding region: 196-435 (79 amino acids)
Biological process (GO): respiratory chain complex IV assembly
Cellular component (GO): respiratory chain complex IV; mitochondrion
Source: RefSeq, a predicted model, not a curated record
GCCCUGCUUUCCCCUCCUCUCCAGCGCGGAGCCGUGACCUUCGCGGCGGGAGGCCGGGCCGGGGAGCGGGGCCCGUGCGGGGCCCAGGGCCGGGGGGACCGCGGGCAGGGCGGCGUCGGGCCUCGGGCAGCAGUCGGCGCCGGGGAGCGGGGCGAGCUAGAGCAACCGCCGCUUGCGUUCAGGUCGGCAGCGAAGAUGUCGGCGCCGACGAUGGAGGAGCGGAAGGCUUGCUGGGGGGCCCGGGACGAGUUCUGGCGGUGCUUGGAUCGGUACGGGGACGACACCUCCAAGUGCGAGAAGCUGCGGGUCUCCUUCGAGUCCCGGUGCCCGCGGCAGUGGGUUAAACACUUUGACAGAAGAAGAGACUUUUUAAAAUACAAAAAAAAGCUUGAAACAGAAGGGUAUCGGCCUUCAGAAGAUGCUGGAAAGUCUUAGGUACUCUGCUUUCAAAAUAAUUAACUAUGAAAGGAAGAAGCAUAAGAAAGUGACAGAAGCUGAGAGCUUCUUGAACUCAAGAACUGGUAACCUGUCUCCCCAGAUCACAGGCUGUUGUUCUUGUUGCAAGUUCUCAUGUGUCUGCUGAAAAAAGAUGGUCAUCAACAGCUUUUUAAGGAGUAUAAUUCAAAGAAGUAUGGUGCAGGGCUGUUCACAAGGCUAAGGUUUUGAAUAUAUAAUUAGUCAAAUUGUUUCACAGGAAUAAAUGAUUAUUUAUUAGUGUAAUGUACAUAUUCUAAAGAGAACAAUAAAAUUGUUUUUCAGUAAGUGAA